CCACAAGUUCGAUCAGCUGUGGUGAUCUUUCCUUUUUAUAAUAUUUUCCUACAUUUCUACAAUGACGGGCAGGAAAGUCUAUGUCGUUGGAGUGGGGAUGACUAAGUUCGAAAAACCUGGUCGUCGAGAAGAUUUUGACUACCCUGAUAUGGCCAGAGAAGCAGGAACAAAAGCCCUUAAAGAUGCAGGCCUGGAUUAUGGUAAAAUAGACCAAGCUGUAGUAGGUUACUGUUAUGGUGAUUCAACCUGCGGACAAAGAGCACUCUAUCAACUCGGUCUCACAGGAAUUCCAAUUUACAAUGUAAAUAAUGCAUGUGCUACAGGUUCCAGUGCAUUGUAUUUGGCCAAGCAGCUUGUUGAAGGAGGUUCAUCAGACUGUGUUUUAGCUUUAGGAUUUGAGAAAAUGCAGAAAGGAUCCCUUGGAGCAAAUUUCAAAGAUCGCACUCCACCAAUGGAUAAACAUUUGGAAGUUGUGAUCAAUAAACAUGGCCUGGCUGCUGCUCCCAUAACUCCUCAGUUGUUUGGAAAUGCGGGUAAAGAACAUAUGGAAAAAUAUGGAACCACAAUGGACCAUUUUGCCAAAAUUGCUUACAAGAACCAUCUUCACUCUGUUGAUAAUCCCUUAUCUCAGUUCAGGAAAAAGUACACUUUGGAAGAGAUUAAGAACUCUCCUAUGGUGUUUGACCCUUUGACAAAACUUCAGUGCUGUCCUACAUCAGAUGGCAGUGCAGCAGCCAUCUUGGCCAGUGAAGAGUUUGUCAAGAAACAUGGGCUUGAGAGUAAAGCUGUUGAGAUUCUUGGAAUGGAAAUGGCAACAGAUCUUGUGAGCACUUUCCAGGAAAACAGUUCAAUUAAAGUGGUUGGUUAUGAUAUGACUAAGGUUGCUGCCAAGAAAUUGUUUCAGAAGACAGGCAUGUCACCCAAUGAUGUCCAAGUUGUAGAGCUUCAUGAUUGCUUCUCCACCAAUGAGCUCCUCACCUAUGAAGGACUUGGCCUCUGCUCUGAAGGCAAAGGAGGGGAAUUAGUAGACAGAGGAGAUAACACUUAUGGAGGCAAAUGGGUUGUAAAUCCAAGUGGAGGACUCAUUUCUAAAGGUCACCCUCUGGGGGCUACAGGUUUAGCACAGUGUACAGAGCUUUGCAAACAGCUGCGGGGUGAGUGUGGUAAGAGGCAAGUACCUGGAGCCAAGGUGGCUCUUCAGCAUAACCUUGGAUUGGGAGGUGCUGUAGUGGUGGCUCUGUAUCAACUUGGAUUUCCUAAUCAAAGGAGGUAUCGCCCAGUACCUUCUUAUACCUCAGCAGUCAAGGAAGAAGAUUUCAAGGCAGCUGCAAUAUUUGAAGAGAUGGAAAAGAAGCUGAAGGGGGAAGGCCCUCUACUUGUAAAGAAAAUUAAAGGAGUUUACAGAUUCAACAUCAAAAAUUCUGAUGGAAAAGAAACCUGGUGGAUUGUUGAUGCUAAGAAUGGAGAUGGGGCUUUGAAAUAUAGAGGCUCAGAUAAAGCUGACUGUACAAUAACUAUGAAUGACGAAGACUUCGUUAAGAUAAUGACUGGUAAAAUGAAUCCACAAUCGGCUUUUUUUCAAGGCAAGAUCAAGAUCAAGGGAAAUAUGGGCCUGGCUAUGAAACUAAGAGAAAUUCAGCCAAAGCCUGCCAAGUCUAAGCUGUAGAUCCACAUGCGAACAAGAUGAGAUUGUUUAGGUAGCAACAAAUUUUUAAGGUGUCCUUUUUAAAUGAGGUGAAAUCUUUGUCAGACCUUCAACCCACCAUAUCACUUAAUCAUCUGGAACAUCCAAAUUAUCAUAACAGUAUUUGAUCAAAGUUGAAAAACUGUAAUCAAUAAAUGACACAAAGUGUCACCCCUCAAGGCUCGGUAAAAGGCCUGGGCCAGAGUGACCCGGUACAUGUACGACACAUAACCUGAGCUAUUACUAAUGAACUAUGGAUUGGCGAGGAGUGUUUUCAGUAAGAAAUACUAAAACGAACAAACACUUCUUCUAUGACAUGACUUCUACUUGUCUUUAAUGUGCGUCGUAAAAUAAUAAAUAUAGUGCUUACUA
Molecule: messenger RNA, 2056 nt
Organism: Pocillopora damicornis (cauliflower coral)
Lineage: Eukaryota; Metazoa; Cnidaria; Anthozoa; Scleractinia; Pocilloporidae
Product: sterol carrier protein 2
Molecular function (GO): acyltransferase activity, transferring groups other than amino-acyl groups
Source: RefSeq, a predicted model, not a curated record